Aspergillus aculeatus ATCC 16872 is the source of this 828-nucleotide messenger RNA. RefSeq lists its product as uncharacterized. The transcript has a single exon. The record is from RefSeq and is a predicted model, not a curated record. Lineage: Eukaryota; Fungi; Ascomycota; Eurotiomycetes; Eurotiales; Aspergillaceae. Bases 1 to 828 code for a protein of 275 amino acids.
AUGGCCCAGCAGACUGUCGAUGUUACCAAACUCCCGGCCCUGACAGGCGCGGGCAAUUAUCAAGUCUGGCACGAAGCGUUGCAAACUUACCUCCGCUUACAAGGCCUUUGGAGAACCGUCUCAGGUGUUCACAAACAACCUGUUUUUCCAACGCCAGCACCACAAGAGGGUGAAGCCGAACCAGCUCCAGCUACAACUGGAUCCUCACGCACCACUCGGAGUGCUUCAAGGCCUACCGGCGAUACUUCUGAUGCAAGACUCGCGGCCUACGAGAAGGCCGUCGACCGGUAUGAAAGACAACUAUCCGCAUGGGAGACUGAGGACGAAAAGGCUAUGGGAGCCAUCUGCACUGCGUUGACUCAGGAGAUUCGCCACAGCGUUAUCAAACUCGGCAGCGCGAAGGAAGUCUGGGACGAGUUGAAAAGACGUUUUGACGUCGUCUCGGACGUGCAAUCUUUUGAAGGAUUGCAAACCGCUAUAUCCUUGCGGUAUGACGACUGCAAAGACGUCAACGAAUACAUCAUGAAGAUGUCCGGAGCGUUGGAUAAGUUCCAACGUAGCCUCGCCGAGAAUGAGAAGCUCGGUGACGGCGCACGAAUCCAGUUCCUUCUCUGCAACCUCGGAGAACAAUGGUCUACCUUCUUGACUUCCUAUCUCAACUCUCGAUAUGUCAAAGGAAGCACCACGUGGGACCAGAUCACUCAGGUCCUUGUGCAAGAGGAGAUGCGUGCCCAGUUCAACUCGGGCAACGCCAACCUCACCAAGGCCUCCAAAGGUGUCGAACUCGUUGAUGGCGUCAUGGUCCGCAGAUUGCGGAGGUGUGGUUGA